Cynoglossus semilaevis (tongue sole) is the source of this 657-nucleotide messenger RNA. Its product is annotated as protein S100-A1-like. NCBI's taxonomy places the organism in Eukaryota, Metazoa, Chordata, Actinopteri, Pleuronectiformes, Cynoglossidae. Gene Ontology annotation, molecular function: calcium-dependent protein binding; transition metal ion binding; calcium ion binding. Bases 214 to 561 code for a protein of 115 amino acids. The transcript is spliced from 3 exons. The record is from RefSeq and is a predicted model, not a curated record.
UGUGUGUAUUUGUCUAAACCUGCACAACCACCUCUACAUUGACGUCCACAUUUAUCAGACCAUCUUUAAUCAGCAGACAUGAGGGCGUCAGGCCCAUGGACAGUCUGAUUACAUCUGAGCAGACAGAUAUAAAAGUGAGAAGAAGGAACAGAUUUUUGUCUUCCUCUUCACCUUCAUCAGUCUGUAGCAGCAGCAGCAGCGAUACUCGCCACAAUGUGCACCGUCACCCCUGACUGUUUCUUGAAGCAGAACAAACUGGAGCAGGCCAUGGACACCCUGGUGGAGGUGUUCCUGUCCUACUCUGACCGGGCCCUUGGCAACAAGUACAGCCUGAGCUACACAGAGCUGAGAGACCUGAUCCAGAAGGAGCUCAACCACCGUAUGAAGGGCCAACUGCAGAUAUCCAACCUGAUGUGCAGUCUGGACGAGGACCGUGAUGGAACCAUUUGCUUUGAGGAGUUUGUUUUCCUGAUCACUCGGGUCAUCAUCUGCUCCCACCCUCACUUCGAACGUUACAAACAAACCAUUAUAACAUGUGGACAAUUCAAAUACGAUAUUUGAUUGUAGUUGAAUGAGCAGCUCACCAGUUCUGUCACUGAUGUUUGCAGUGUCUCAAUAAAAAUACGGAACAAAUAAAAUUGUUGGAAACCUAACACU